AUGUGGAAAGACGCCGAAGGCAGAAUCGUGACGAAGAAACCGACUCUACCAAAUGACAUCCAAAGCCCCCAACGCCCUACGCAACCACCAAAUCACGACCUGCUUCCUUCUUCUAUAGAUUUUCUGCCCUUUCCCGAUCAGCAGGGUGGUGCGCCAAUAUCGCCUCCCGUCUCAAACAACUCCCAUAAUCACUCUUGGGACGAUCACGACUCUGGAUUAGGAACGCUGUAUCCUGCUACCACUCUGGGACCGAACGCGCUCUCUUCCUCAGAUUCGUACUCACCCAUUGAUCAGCAUUUCUGGUCUAAUGAUUUGCCACAACCACAACCUGCGUCAAUAUUACCCACGGUGUUUGAUGAUGCACCUUUCGACGACAUCUUCAACCCGGAUACGGCAAGCUCUUUCAACAAUCCGUUCACUACGAUGAGCAACUAUAAUUGGCUUUUUGACAUGGAUUUGUCUAAAGUUGGCGAGGCUCAGCAACCACUUGGGCAUGAUGCAUUUCCUGCAUUCACAUUCGACAACAACAACGUGUCGCAGCCAAGUCAUUCCUAUGAUCUACAGCUUGAUCACAUGUUGGUCAACAAGGCCAUGUCAACAUCUGGCCAGAUUGGAUCACUCGCUUCUCAGCACACAGGAUCGCCUAAGAAUCAGUCCCCGUCUGCGGCUCUGAUCACUCCACCCUUGUCCGAAGAGCAUCAAAUACAAGCUAGUGAUGUGAAACAAAAUACUGGCCAUAGUCUCCAUCAAUCGCAGCUUGGUAGUACAAGUAUCCAAGCACCUUCAAGACCUCAAGUAUUGAUGCUACAAGAUGGAUUGGACAAUAUCGAAAGACCAAUGUCCAUGCUUCAGCCAUCGAGAAGUUUACCUAUCAUUGAUGAACUGGCUCGUGCACAAGUGCUGGACCUGAUAGACAUAACCCAGCCCACCGCACCGGAUGGGAGCAUCGUCAUGCGCGACCAUCCACUUCUUACGUUGACAUGUCUGCAAACGUACUGCGACCUUUUCUUCACUCGAUUUAACACAGCAUACCCACUUAUACACUUGUCGACAUUUAACCCAUCGGAAGUUGAUACGCUGCUGCUAAUUUCCGUACUCCUGCUUGGCGCUACCUACGGGGAGAAAGAUGCUCACCAGCUAGCAGUCUGCAUCCACGACAACAUCCGACCACAAAUUUUCGCUAAUGCAGGUUUCUCUGCAAAGCCCGAUCUUUGGGUGCUUCAGACCAUUCUUCUCGUCGAGUGCUUCGGCAAGAGCAGGGCGGGCCAGAAGCAACACGACAUGUCACAUCUAUUUCACGGCCUUCUGAUCAAUCUCAUAAGACGUAGUGACUGCCAGAGUAUACGCCCGCCAACAUUGGAAGAUGCAACGGAUGAUCUGGAGGAUGAUUGGCGGACUUGGUGCGACGCAGAGCAGAAGAAGAGACUUGCCUUCUUGUGCUUCAUGUGGGACACACAACACGCUGUACUGUUCUGCCAGUCACUUUGUAUGUCCGCGUUCGAACUUCGUUCCAACUUACCAUGCGACCAAUCACUGUGGGAAGCAGACUCUGCGGAGACAUGGCAUCAAUUGCGCCAGAAACAGCCCGCCACACCGCUAUUCUUGUCAUGCUUGAAGAUGUACCUUCAUCCAGACACUGCCAAAAUCCCGACGAACCUGAAUGCGCUUUCACGGUCACUCCUCCUCCAUGGACUCAUGUCCGUAGCAUGGGACAUGCAGCGACGCGAUCAAACAUCAUUAGGCGUCAUCGAAACGAACCCAUUGGGUAACUGGCAGGCUCGCUUAGCCACUUCCUACACGGCAUGGCACAAAGACUACGAAUUAUUUUGCGCUCAGUACAUGAACCACCUGCCCUCCCCUGAUCACACUUUGGGGAAAGAGUUCCAAGUCCUUCGCGCAGCUACCUUGGCGCUGUAUCACGCUGCUCAUGUGCUUUUACACACACCCUUCCUUGAUCUUCAGAUUUAUGCAGGAGCACGACAUAUCCUCGGACGUCCCGUAGCGCGCCACGACUAUGCCCGAUCACAGCGCGUGGUCAAGAAGUGGGUAGCGGAGAACCUUAAAGAGGCAAGCAAAGCUGUCUGGCACGCAGCUUCUCUAGUCGCUGAUGGCGUUGAAAUUCUCGAUGGCGAAACCGGAUUGAACGAUGUCGGAGGUGGACGACUCUGGCAUCAUCCAUGGGCUAUCUAUCUUGGCACACUUGUGGUCUGGGGCGUGUGGUAUGCUCGGCCAACUCCACCCGCGCAAGACAUUAUACUCCCUCAUCUCCAAGACGACGAAGAUGAAAUCAUCUGGGACCCAAGUGCCGAGAUGAAAAAGCUACUCGCUACCAUCGUGAAUAGCGACCCGGAGAGAUUGCUUGAGAAUGGAAGCAUAGCUGGCGGUAUGGGCAAGAGAGGGACAAAUGGUCUUGCGGCUACUGUGAGCAGAUGUUUGAGUAAGGUUAGGUGGGCGGUUGUACAUGAUGGCAUGAUGGUGCUCAGAGGACUGGUGCAGUGGCGAUUGGUAGGCGGGGGAGGACCGGGGAUGUAA
Molecule: messenger RNA, 2532 nt
Organism: Parastagonospora nodorum SN15
Lineage: Eukaryota; Fungi; Ascomycota; Dothideomycetes; Pleosporales; Phaeosphaeriaceae
Exons: 2
Coding region: 1-2532 (843 amino acids)
Biological process (GO): regulation of transcription by RNA polymerase II; DNA-templated transcription
Cellular component (GO): chromatin
Molecular function (GO): RNA polymerase II cis-regulatory region sequence-specific DNA binding; DNA-binding transcription factor activity, RNA polymerase II-specific; zinc ion binding
Source: RefSeq, a predicted model, not a curated record